This is a messenger RNA of Eucalyptus grandis, 591 nucleotides long. RefSeq names its product cytochrome P450 82A2. The record is from RefSeq and is a predicted model, not a curated record. Gene Ontology annotation, biological process: defense response to other organism. The transcript has a single exon. Lineage: Eukaryota; Viridiplantae; Streptophyta; Magnoliopsida; Myrtales; Myrtaceae. Gene Ontology annotation, molecular function: monooxygenase activity; heme binding; oxidoreductase activity, acting on paired donors, with incorporation or reduction of molecular oxygen. Bases 1 to 591 code for a protein of 196 amino acids.
AUGAAUUUGGAUUGUGAAUGUGCUGGAGUCAAUCUUUACAUCUCACUCCUGACAAAGGAUCUACGUUUCGUGUAUGUAAAGGCGAUGAUCGCAGGAGGCAGCGAUGCCCCGACGGUAACCGUGAUAUGGGCAAUCUCGCCGAUGCUGAACAACCUUCCCAUCCUGAAGAAAGCUCAGGAAGAGCUCGACGUUCGGAUCGGCAAGCAGAGGCAUGUGGAAGAAGCGGACAUCGCCGGCCUAACCUAUCUCCAGGCCGUAGUGAAGGAGACCCUCCGUUUACAGCCAACGAUCCUGCUCUCUCCGCCACACCUGUUUAGUGAGGACUGCACCAUCGGCGGGUAUCACGUGCGCAGGGGCACACAGCUGAUCGUGAAUGUCUCAAAAAUCCACACCGACCCCAGGACAUGGCCAGACCCACAGGAGUUCAGGCCCGAGAAAUUCUUGAGCAACCACAAGGACGUCGGUGUGCUGGACUCGAACUUCGCACUCCUGCCAUUUGGGGGUGGCAGGGGAAUCUAUCCCGAAACGUCUUUUGGACUCCACACGGUGCAUUUCCUACUAGCUAGGUUCUUAAUGCAUUUAAGAUAUUGA